Molecule: messenger RNA, 236 nt
Organism: Linum tenue
Lineage: Eukaryota; Viridiplantae; Streptophyta; Magnoliopsida; Malpighiales; Linaceae
Source: the annotation of a GenBank genome assembly
AGCACAUAAAGUGAAGCAUAUGCGCAAGUUUCAAGUCAAUCGGAGAUCAUUUGGCAAUUCGGGAGAAGAAACACGAGCAUGACCUGAGGAAUAAUGGAUUUCUACCUCAUAUUAUGGAAAAAUUAUCAUGGAAGUUUGUUAUGAAAAGAAAGAGGACGAGACUACGAGCGUCUGGGUUCAAACGACGACUGAUUCGGAUCCGGACGAGGGAGAAACGAAGCAUUAAACAGGAGCGG